This is a messenger RNA of Dalotia coriaria, 923 nucleotides long. RefSeq lists its product as uncharacterized. Bases 147 to 731 code for a protein of 194 amino acids. The record is from RefSeq and is a predicted model, not a curated record. The transcript is spliced from 5 exons. NCBI's taxonomy places the organism in Eukaryota, Metazoa, Arthropoda, Insecta, Coleoptera, Staphylinidae.
UGAUGAUUACACUUAGUCCUGAUUUUCGAUUCACUUGAUUUCGUUUUUGGGAAAUUCCAUUCGGUAAAUUAUGAAGGUUUUUCUUUGUUUUGUCGCUGUGCUCGUGGUUGGUGCUUCGGCACUUCCACAAUCUACUGUUGCUUCAGAUGUGGACAUGUCCAAAAAUUGUAAGCGAAAAUGUUUUGACGAAAGUUCAGCAAUUUCAAUAUAUUGCUAAGAAUUUUGAGUCAUGGUCUACUCGUAAGCAAAUUGAGAACAUCAACGAUUUUGUUGAUAUGAUCAUUGCGGAGGUACGCAGCUUUUUGGUAAAAUAUGGUUUUGACCCAAUGAACAUUCCCGAUAUUGAUGAAGAAAUUGAGAUAACUGGAGUACCAAUUCAUUUGAAAUUGAAUGAUGGAGUCAUCUUUAAUGCUUCUUCAAUUUACCGUGAUGGUGAUAUUAAUCUGUACUAUGAAAACCGCUUGCUGGUUGUUGAAGUGCCGAUCUUUUUCAAAGUCUUCAAGAUGGACUAUGAAUACGAUAUUGCGGUGAGCUCGGACGGUUCCCUCUUGGAAGGUAAACUUAAUGGUGAAGUUGUUCUCGUCGAUGUGAAUUUUGCGGUUCAGGUGGAUUUCAAGGCACUACAAAUCAGUCUUAAGUCUUAUUCCAUUUCUAACAUUGGUGCAAUCAACAUCGACUUCUGGAAGGUAGCAUGCUCAACUGGGUUCUGCAAGGAGUUACUGAUUAUGUGACCACUCAACUAAAGGACGAAGUUAUUGCAGUGGUUGAGGCCGUUUGUUCUUUUACUAUGACCAGCAUUUUUGACAUUAUCAAUAAGGUGUUGGAGGGAUUAACGCCGUAAAAAACAAUGCAAGAAGUUAAAUUUCAUCGAGUUUUGACAUUUUUGUUUUCUUGGUAAAAAGAAAUAAAUUUAAAUACACAAA